AUGGACCAAGAAACUGCGCAUAUAUUAUUUAAUCAAGGUGCAUUUCUACUUUUUUUAAAUGCGCCUCGAGGAUUAGAGUUUGGUAUAGACUAUAAUACCUGGGAAAUCGGACCAAAAUUUAAAGGAAUCAAAUUUAUUCCUCCAGGUUUACAUUUUGUAUAUUAUAGUACAAAGGAUAAAUUUGGAGGGAUUUCUGGAUUAAGGAAUGGUUUUUUCAAAUUUUAUGAAUCUAAAGAGGUGUUAAUCAAAGAAUGGGAUACAUCUAAAGAAAAUCUAAAAGAAGAAGAUCCUGAACAAUAUGAAGUAAUAAAGUCUGAUAUGAGAGAGUGGGAUCAAUAUUUAGGUCCUUAUCCAUUAACUCCACCAAAAAAUUGGAAGAAAUGGGUUCAAUUAACAAAUUUAAUAACACCAUGGUUAAUAAAUAAGGUGUUUCCACAUAAAGGAAAAGUGAGUAAUGCAUCUUCUUCAACAGUUGAUGAAGAAGAAUUACAAAAUAUUGGAACGAAUUUUGAAGAGGAAAAUACUAUAAUGUUUACAAAAUUUGAUAUAAAGAAAAGUUGGAGACCUGGAGCAGUUGGGCAAGAAGUAACAAAAUAUAGUCAGGAUAAAAGUUGGUUACUAGAAGAUCUUCUUAAAAGAAUUUAUAAAAAUGAUUACAAAGAACUUUUAGGGGAACUGCAACUCUCUUUCGUUUGUUUAUUAAUGGCACAAAAUUUUGCCGGAUUCUAUCAAUGGAAGAAUAUAGUGCAACUUAUUUGUUCAAGCAAGGAAUCAAUUUAUAUUUACUCUGACACAUUAUUUAUGGCUUUUCUUGAUGUCCUAAUGUUUCAAUUAGAAGAAUGUCCACAGGAUUUCUUUCACGAUGUUAUAUCAGAAAAUAACUUUCUUUCCGUCAUGUUAAAGAUAUUUCAUAAGAAUGUCAAGGAGAGAUUUUCUUGGGAAGUUGGUGAUAGAAAUUUUGAAGACGAAAAAGAAGAAGGAGAGUUUGCACCCGUUGUUGUUGAAUUUCCUCAAGAACAAGAAAACGAAAUUGAAUAUAUAACAGAAUUUGGGUCUGACGAUACUUCUUAA
Messenger RNA from Diversispora eburnea, 1071 nucleotides. The record is from the annotation of a GenBank genome assembly. NCBI's taxonomy places the organism in Eukaryota, Fungi, Glomeromycota, Glomeromycetes, Diversisporales, Diversisporaceae.